Molecule: messenger RNA, 1955 nt
Organism: Myotis brandtii (Brandt's bat)
Lineage: Eukaryota; Metazoa; Chordata; Mammalia; Chiroptera; Vespertilionidae
Gene: COPRS
Product: coordinator of PRMT5, differentiation stimulator
Exons: 4
Coding region: 1246-1695 (149 amino acids)
Cellular component (GO): nucleus
Molecular function (GO): histone binding
Source: RefSeq, a predicted model, not a curated record
ACAGAGUAAAAAUAAAAAAAAAUUGUUUCUGGUAAAAGACACAACAUAAAAUUUACUAUUUAACAAAUUUGAAGCAUGCAGCUCAGUGGCAUUCGGCACCGUCACAGUGUUAUGUAACCACCACCGCUAUUUAGUUCCAGAACAUUUUCAUCACCCCAAAAGGAAAUGUUGUACCCAGUAAGGAGUCACUCCCCAGCCUCCCCUUCCUUGUGCCCUUGGCGACCACUAAUCUGCUUUCUGUCUCUAUGGAUUGACCUCUGCUCAACAGGCAAAUGUGAGUUGCAUGCAAAUGAAUCAUCCGCUCUGUGGCCUUUUCUAUCUGGCUUCUUUCAGCAUAAUAUUUUCAAGAUUAAUUCACGUAGCCUGUAUACCUUGUACAGGCAUACCUCGGAGACGUUAUGGGUUUAGUUUCAGACCAUGGCAAUAAAGCUACUAUUGCAAUAAAGCUAGUUGUAAUCUUUGUGCUGAUAGAGGGUUUUGCCUUCAAUUUAUUAAAAAACACACCACAUCUGUGAAGUGCAAUAAAGCAAAAUGCCAUAAAAUGAAGUAUGCCUAUACUUCAUUCCUUUUGAUGGCUGAAUAAAUCCCCUCAUUCGUUUAAACCUAAUUUUGCUUACCCAUUCAUCAGUUGAUAGGCAUUUGGGUGGUUUCCACCUCUUGGUGAUUGUGAGUAGUCCUGCUGUGAACAUUUUUGUACAAGUUUUGUUUGAACACCUGUUUUUAAUUCUUUUGGGUAUACAUUUAGGAGUGGGUUGUAUGUUAAUUCUAUAUUUAAGCUAUUGUAGGAAUCAGUUGAGUACAUUUCAGCUCAGUAACACAUUUAGUAAUUGGCAGAACUGGGAUUUGGACUCAGGCAGUUUACCUUCAGAGCCCAUAACCUGAAGUAUGACUUUAUUGCUUAUAGCUGUCAUUAUUGUGCAGUGUUAAUCGGCUGAUUCAUUUGCUAGCUCUGACCUGGCAUCACCAUAGCCUUAUAUGCUUGGAGGUUCAUUAUCCUUCCCAAACGUCCCUCCAUUAUGUUGAGACCUUUUGAAAAUGUACCUUCCAGCCCUCUCAAUGUUGGGGGGAGGAGACGUGGUGGCGGUCCAUUGUGACUAGAUGGGUUCUGCCCUGCUGUCAGCCUUUAUUCUCAUCCCCCUUGUCCUGUGCUCACCUCUCACAUGCUCUUUGAGGAUGAAGGGAAGAGGAAUAGAAGAGCAAAAACUCAAUUCGCACCUGUAUUGUGAAAGUUGAUCAUUUGUUUUAAUGACAUUGCUCAGGUGGCUAAAGAACUCUGUACACUUGUUUUACUGCUGCCUUCUUACCAGUGGAGCACAGAGCAUCCCUAAUGGUGGUCCUGCUGGUGAUGAGGGCACCCAUUCUGAAGAGGAAGGCUUUGCUAUGGAGGAUGAAGAUUCUGAUGGGGAACUGAAUACCUGGGAGCUGCCAGAAGGGGUGUCCAGCCGUCUGCCUAGGGAACAGGCUGCUGAUCUUUUUAAUGAGGACUGGGACUUGGAGUUGAAAGCGGAUCAAGGGAAUCCGUAUGAUGCUGAUGACAUCCAGGGCUGCAUUUCUCAAGAGGUCAAACCUUGGGUGUGCUGUGCCCCGCAAGGAGACAUGAUCUAUGACCCCAGUUGGCAUCAUCCACCUCCACUGAUACCCCAUUAUUCCAAGAUGGUCUUUGAAACUGGACAGUUCGAUGAUGCUGAAGACUGAGGCAGCUUUUUGCCUGCCAGGUACAUGGGUCUUCAAGAUUAAGGUCUUUCUUCUUUUCUUUGAGGUGAGAUGUCAUAUCUGAGGAGACAUUCCCAGUGAUUCCUGAGCCAGGCACACAGACUGGUGUUAAAUAAGGUCCCACUGCCCCCUCGUUCUGUUGUUGUUUUUCAUGAGUGUGUUACCUCUUUUGAUGUGUGUUUGUUUCUGCGUUAGGAGGAGGAGUUGUGUUCUUUAUAAAUAAAGGUAGAAAAAAAAAUCAA